This is a messenger RNA of Pogona vitticeps (central bearded dragon), 1399 nucleotides long. Its product is annotated as claudin-4. NCBI's taxonomy places the organism in Eukaryota, Metazoa, Chordata, Lepidosauria, Squamata, Agamidae. Gene Ontology annotation, molecular function: structural molecule activity. Gene Ontology annotation, cellular component: bicellular tight junction; membrane. The record is from RefSeq and is a predicted model, not a curated record.
GGGUAUAUAGCCAGCCGUCCCAUACGGAGAGCUGCACCUUAUCUCCUUUCGUGGCGCCGUAGAUCCUCUUGAUCGACGUGAACCUGCGCUCUUCGGGUCCGAUUCAAAGAUCUGUCUACACCGAAGCCAUGGUCUCCGCUGGUUUUCAGAUUAUGGGCAUGGCCCUGUCGGUCCUGGGCUGGAUCGGGGCAAUUGUCACCUGUGCUUUGCCCAUGUGGAAAGUCACAGCUUUCAUCGGCACCAACAUUGUGACCGCUCAGAUCACCUGGGAGGGGCUAUGGAUGAACUGUGUGGUACAAAGCACCGGUCAAAUGCAGUGCAAAGUCUACGACUCAAUGUUGGCUCUGCCGCAGGAUAUCCAAACAGCGCGGGCCCUUAUGGUCAUCUCUGUGCUCCUAGCUCUCCUGGCCCUGAUGGUUGGCAUCGUGGGAGCCAAAUGCACCAACUGUGUGGAGGAUGAAGAUACCAAGGCCCGCAUUGUCAUCGUCUCUGGUGCCGUCUUUGUGACAGCAGGCGUCCUCUGCCUCAUCCCCGUCUGCUGGUCAGCCAACACCAUCAUCCGAGAGUUCUACAACCCGCUAGUAACGGAGCCCCAGAAGAGAGAGCUGGGUGCCGCCCUUUACCUUGGAUGGGCAGCCGCAGCUUUAAUGAUCCUGGGAGGGGCGCUGCUCUGCUGCAACUGCCCCAGGAAAGAAGGCAACAACUACAGCGCCCGGUACACAGCCGCUGCCUCUCAACCCCGCAGUGAUUACCCCAGCAAGAAUUAUGUGUAGGAACACCACCUUGGAAUGAAUCAGUUUUCGUCCUAAAAGCUCACUGCUGGUUGGAUCUCCUUUGGAAGCAGGAUUGGAUCCUUUCUGAGGCUCCACGUGAUGAAUGUCCCUCCUUAGGAACAGAAUUAACCCUGUUCCAAGACUUCCCAAUGUAUUUUGGCCCAUCAGUAUUUUGCCUUCUGCUGUUAACCACAUCCAUUGUAUAGAUGUAUCUUAAAGGAGUCAGAACUUUUCUUCAGGUUAACAUCUUGGGACUCAUGAUCUACGCCCUCCAUGAUGUCAGUAGAUAAGGCUCUGGAUCUGAAAUUUUCAAGUAGUUGAUGAUAAAUGUGAUUGAUCUUUUAUUUUUUUUUGUAACCCCUGGAUGCUUAAUGAAUGACUCUUACCUGCCAGUAAUGCCCUGGGGAAUCAUCAAGUCCUGUUCAAUAGGAUCUUUUCAUAGGGUGGGGGGAGGGGUGGUAGAAAUCACUACACUAAACCAGGUAAUUAAAGCUGUGAUGUGUUUGUAUAAUAUUAUAUUGUAAACCAACAGGAUGUGGUCUCUUAGAAUGUUUUGUUGUUGUUAACUUGUAAAAUGACCUUGCAUGCAUUUCAUACUAGAUGCCAGUUCCCCUCCCGUUUUUUUU